Molecule: messenger RNA, 1425 nt
Organism: Mycena indigotica
Lineage: Eukaryota; Fungi; Basidiomycota; Agaricomycetes; Agaricales; Mycenaceae
Exons: 2
Coding region: 1-1425 (474 amino acids)
Biological process (GO): regulation of protein phosphorylation
Cellular component (GO): cAMP-dependent protein kinase complex; nucleus
Molecular function (GO): cAMP-dependent protein kinase regulator activity
Source: RefSeq, a predicted model, not a curated record
AUGUCGACCUUCGAGGCACUUGUUGGCGACCUCACUAGAGAUGUUACGCGUGCACAGCCAAAAGACACGCUCCAAUUUUGUGCGAAUUGGUUUCAGUCGAGGCUGGAAGAACAACGUGCUAGGACACGCGAUUUACUCUCACAACGACCGAUAAGAGAUGUGGCCAGCGACCUUUAUGUCGACCAGCCACUCGGCAAUGGUCCACCCCCAGUCUCCCCCUUCUCUCACGCGCCCCCAGUCCACCGCUCAUCGCUGCGCAACAGCACCUCAGCCAGUCCGUUUGGCACUCUCAACGUCCCAGGCAAUGCCCUUCUCUCCGAUGGCCCACCCGUUUUCCAGAUCAGUGACCACCACGUCGCCCCAACUUCGCCGUUUGCCAGCUUCGAUGGCAAUGCUUUGCACCCACCAGGCGACUAUCUCCAUCCACCCAACUCUGCAAUUCUCGCUCGACGAACAUCUGUCUCUGCGGAAUCAAUUGCCGUGACUGAAGACAACGGCGAGCCACUGCCUGUCUUCUCCAAAUCUGACGACCAGCUUCGUCGAAUAAAGGCGUCUAUCGCAACCAACCUAAUCUUCCGGGAUCUGGACGAGGAACAAGAGACUGGGGUACUCAAUGCGAUGCAGGAAAAAACCACGAACAAGGAUGAGGUGGUAAUACGACAAGGAGACGAGGGAGAAUACUUUUAUGUGGUCGAAUCGGGAUUGUUACAUUGCUACAUUCGACCCGAGCCACUACCGCCAACCUGGGCGAGAGCUUCGCAGACCCUGGCACCCGAGGAGAUGUUCAUCCAACCUGGCUACCACCCAGAGUUUGGUAAGCAAGUCGCAGAGUGUACGCCUGGGACAUCAUUCGGAGAACUUGCGUUGAUGUAUGGCCACCCACGAGCCGCGACAGUCAUGUCCAUCGAGCCGUCAACAUUGUGGGCGCUGGAUCGGAUCACGUUCAGAACCAUCAUCCUCAAGGCCGCGCAUCGGAGGAGGACGAUGUACGAGCAGUUCUUGUCCACGGUCACACUGUUGUCUUCGCUGGAUGGCUCAGAGCGGAGCAAGAUCGCUGAUGCAUUGGUUAGCCGCGUUUAUGCGGAUGGAGAGGCGGUUGUUAGGCAGGGAGAAAUGGGCGACACGUUCUUCUUUGUUGAGGAGGGAGAGGCCAUCGCAACAAAGACACAAUCUGACGACAAUGGAGACAUACGCGAGAUCCAAGUGGGGCAUCUCAAAAAGGGAGAUUACUUCGGAGAACUCUCUCUACUUCGUCUUGCUCCUCGCGCUGCGACGGUCAGCGCGGUGAUUAGAGAAGAAGACAGUCGGCUUCCGAAACUAAAAGUUGCUGCACUGGAUGCUCCAGCAUUCACUCGAUUGUUGGGACCGUUACGAGAGAUCAUGGAGCGCAAGGCUGGCGAGCGGUAUGGGCGGGUAACUCGUUGA